Molecule: messenger RNA, 1365 nt
Organism: Amaranthus tricolor (Joseph's coat)
Lineage: Eukaryota; Viridiplantae; Streptophyta; Magnoliopsida; Caryophyllales; Amaranthaceae
Product: UDP-galactose/UDP-glucose transporter 3-like
Exons: 7
Coding region: 165-1166 (333 amino acids)
Biological process (GO): UDP-galactose transmembrane transport
Cellular component (GO): endoplasmic reticulum membrane; Golgi membrane
Molecular function (GO): UDP-galactose transmembrane transporter activity; UDP-glucose transmembrane transporter activity
Source: RefSeq, a predicted model, not a curated record
CCUUUAUUCACACACAAUCAAUACACCAAAUUUCACUUCACAAUUCAAACGAGUAAAUAAAUAUAAGCAAAUUUUUCCAUAUUUUAAUCGAAUUUAUUUGAUCCGCAUUCAUCGUCGCAAAAAUUUUGACACUUGAUUCACCGGAGAAAAAAGAAGCGCCGGAAAUGGAAGCUCAUGCGUCGGGACUUGGCCGUGUGCUUUUGUUAAGCUUCUGUGUUGCCGGUAUUUGGGUUGCUUACAUAUCUCAAGGUGUUCUUCAAGAAAAUCUGUCGACGAAGAGAUUUGGAGAAGACAAGAAGAGAUUUGAACAUCUAGCUUUUUUGAAUUUAGCCCAAAAUGUUGUCUGCUUGAUUUGGUCUUUGAUCAUGAUUAAUGUUUGGUCGAGAGGAAACAAGGGAGGAGGAGCUCCAUGGUGGAGUUAUUGGAGUGCGGGUAUUACUAAUACUAUUGGUCCAGCUAUGGGGAUUCAAGCUUUAAAGUAUAUUAGUUACCCUGCUCAGGUCCUUGCAAAAUCGUCGAAAAUGAUCCCAGUGAUGCUUAUGGGAACUCUGGUAUAUGGCAUCAGAUACUCAUUCUCGGAAUAUUUGUGCACACUUCUUGUUGCUGGAGGUGUGUCGAUUUUUGCACUCUCUAAGACGAGUGCAAAGACCAUUAAUAAGCUGGCAAGUCCUAAUGCACCUCUUGGAUAUGGGCUUUGUUUCUUGAACCUUGCUUUUGACGGGUUUACCAAUGCUACACAGGAUUCAAUUACAGCAAGGUACCCGAAAACCAGUGCAUGGAAUAUAAUGCUGGGAAUGAAUCUCUGGGGCACCAUUUACAAUUUGGUGUAUAUGUUUGGUUGGCCCCAAGCCAGUGGUUAUGAGGCCAUUCGAUUCUGCCAGCAACACCCAGAGGCCGGAUGGGAUAUUCUUUUCUACUGCUUAUGUGGUGCAGUAGGUCAAAAUUUCAUUUUUCUGACAAUCAGCCGAUUUGGUUCUCUUACUAACACGACUAUCACCACCACACGCAAGUUUGUAAGCAUUGUUAUCUCUUCUCUACUGAGCGGCAAUCCUCUGUCAACAAUUCAAUGGAGCAGCGUUAUCAUGGUCUUCUCUGGCUUGUCCUACCAGAUUUACCUCAAAUGGCAGAAGUUGCAAAGACUGCAAAAGAAGCGGAAAGCAACUUGAAAAAAGCCAUAAUUAGUGAACUAAAAUCAUCGAUUUGUGCUUAAUCUCAUGUUAUUAUUCGACCUAUUGAACUAAUUAGUAUACACUUUUGUAAUAGAUUCAGUUCAGGUGUCUGGAGGAUAUAUAGAAGAAAUGUAACUAGAGUAAAGUUCAGAAUCCUCCAAUCAUUGAAGUUUUGCCAUGAUAUUUGCUUGCACUA